Molecule: messenger RNA, 5838 nt
Organism: Labeo rohita (rohu)
Lineage: Eukaryota; Metazoa; Chordata; Actinopteri; Cypriniformes; Cyprinidae
Gene: grb10b
Product: growth factor receptor-bound protein 10b
Exons: 17
Coding region: 767-2566 (599 amino acids)
Biological process (GO): insulin receptor signaling pathway; negative regulation of Wnt signaling pathway; negative regulation of insulin receptor signaling pathway
Molecular function (GO): insulin receptor binding
Source: RefSeq, a predicted model, not a curated record
UUGUCCAGAUAAAGCACUUAGCAAUGCAUAUUAUUAAUCAAAAAUUAAGUUUUGAUAUAUUUACAGUAGGACAUUUACAAAAUAUCUUCAUGGAACAUAAUCUGUACUUAAUAUCCUAAUGAUUUAGGAUAAUGCAUAAAAGAAAAAUCAAUCAUUUUGACCCAUACACUGUAUUUUUGAAUAUUACUACAAAUACACCCAUGGUACUUAAGACUGGUUUUGUGGUUCAUGCUCACAAAUGAUGACAGACAGGGCGAACUACUCUCUUAAACAGCUCUGAUUAUGUGACUGUUUACCUCAGCCAUUUUGCACUUUCAUUUAUAGUUGACAUCAAUGUUCAUGAGAAAUGUUAUUAAAAAAAAAACAAGGUUGUGUAGUUUGUUGGCUUAGGAAUACCUCAAGGUACUGUUCUAGGUCCUAUUUCAUUCUCGGGAGGUUCCUCCAGUGACAGGCUGAGGCUAAAGACACGGUUUUGUCAGAGGAUGAUGAAGCUUUUAAGGGUGGGGCUAUUGUAAGAGGAGGAGUUGUUUGGUGUGUGUACUGGAGAGAGUCAGCUGAGGGAUAGAUACAUUGUGGACGCUUGUAUUGGGAUAUUAGAGAUCCAGAAGCAGAAGCAGUAAUGGUGACGCUGUCUUAUAAUACUGUGUGCAUUUAGCUCUCUCUGACCAGACAGACGCAGGGCUUUACACACACCAGACACCGACUCUUUCCUCAUCUAUCUGAGAGUGGAUGUGAUAACCGAGAGGGACAUUACAAAGUGUGUAUCAUGGCUGUGGCCGGAUGUCCGGAUUAUUUUCUACACCAUCCAAAUUACCAGCAGGAUAAUGUAGACCGAGCUGCCAAUCACAGACAGGCAGACUUGAUUGGACCGGGUUUUCAGCAGUCAACCAAUCGGAAUUCACCCAGCCAUCAAGAAGAUGACGUGGAUUUGGAGGCUCUGGUGAAUGAUAUGAACUCAUCCUUCGAGAGUCUGUACACGUCUUGCAGUGUGCAGACUGAAUCCACUCCAUUGCUGCACAAUGGCCAGCCACAUCGUCCCACCGCCUAUCAUUCUCUGCCUCAGCCCACCUCCCCACACCAGAGACUGCGCCGCUCUCAGCCCAUGCACAUCCUCGCUGUCAGACUUCAGGAAGAGGAGCAACAGUACCGAACGUCCUCUCUACCUGCCAUCCCCAACCCUUUUCCUGAGCUCUGCAGCCCUGCGAGUUCCCCUACUCUCAGCUCUGGCUCCUUACCUCAGUGUCAGCCCUCAGGCAAAUAUAUCAUAAAAAUCUUCAGCGAGGAUGGGAUGGGAAAGGUGGUGGAGAUCCCAGCCGACAUGACGGCGCGAGACCUGUGCCAGUUUCUCGUCUAUAAAAACCAUUGUGUGGACGAUAACAGUUGGGCGCUUGUGGAGCAUCAUCCAGCCCUGGGACUCGAAAGAUGUUUAGAAGACCAUGAACUGGUUGUCCAAGUGCAGGCGUCAAUGACCAGUGAGAGUAAAUUUCUCUUCAGGAAGAACUAUGCCAAAUAUGAAUUCUUUAAAAAUCCCUUGAACUUCUUCCCAGAGCAAAUGGUUGCCUGGUGUCAGGAGACCAACGGGACCAUCCCCCCAUCUCAGCUCCUGCAGAACUUCUUAAACUCCAGCAGCUGUCCUGAGAUCCAGGGAUAUUUGUAUGUGAAAGAAAUGGGUAGGAAAUCAUGGAAGAAACUGUAUGUGUUUUUAAGACGGUCAGGAUUGUACUUCUCAACAAAAGGAACGUCAAAGGAGCCCAGGCAUUUACAGCUACUAGCAGACCUGGAAGACAGCAAUGUCUUUACAGUAAUAACAGGGAGAAAGUUGCACAAUGCACCGACUGACUUUGAAUUCUGCAUAAAACCUAACAAAGUAAGGAAUGAAGUGAAAGAACUGAGGAUGUUGUGUGCAGAGGAUGAGACGAGCAGAACAUGCUGGAUGACGGCCUUCAGACUCUUUAAGUAUGGAAUUUUACUCUAUCAAAAUUACAAGAUCCCCCAACAGCGAAAAACGUUGCUUUCACACUUCUCAGCGCCUGUGAGGAGUGUCUCAGAGAACUCUCUGGUAGCCAUGGAUUUCUCAGGGAGGAUAGGACGAGUGAUUGACAAUCCCGUGGAGGCUCAGAGUGCUGCCAUGGAGGAGGGACAUGCCUGGAGAGUCAGUUCCAAGAAUCAUAAGAGAAGUCAGCGUAUGAAUAUCUUAGGAAGCCCCAGCCCGUUACACCCCUCAUCAUUAAGUGGAGUUAUCCACAGGACUCAGCUGUGGUUUUAUGGUCGAAUUUCACGGGAAGAGUCUCACAAGAUGAUCCAUCAGCAGGGCAGAGUGGAUGGAAUGUUUCUCUUGAGGGAUAGCCAGAGCAAUCCUAAGGCGUUUGUACUUACACUGUGUCACCACCAGAAAAUCAAACAUUUCCAGAUUUUACCGUGUGAAGAAGACGGUCAAUUGUUUUUGAGCCUCGAUGACGGUGCCACCAAAUUCACGGACCUGAUCCAGUUGGUGGAGUUUUACACGCUGAACAGAGGAGUUCUGCCUUGCAAACUUAAACACCCCUGCACCACUGUGGCCUUAUGACCUCCAUUUGCCUGAUCCCGCCUAAAGACAAACACUCAGACGUCAUGUGCUGUGGUGUAAUGCUGUGCUGCUGGGCUGGAGAAAAGCACACUGCGAGAGCAACUCUCUAUCGAGGAGAGAGAAAAUCAAAACAACAAACAAACAGGACCAGCAAGAUAUAAAGGAGAAAAAAAAGCUUGUGUGUUAGCUGCUGAUGAACCUCUUGGCCACCUGCACACUCGACCGUGGCAAGAGCAGGUUCUCAGGACAAUCAUUCAGAGGGAGUCUUCAGGAUCCGCGGUCUUAAUCGUGCAGAUAAUGGAUUGGGAAGACCAGCAGAACACUCGUAAAUCACGUUUGAUUUUGCACUCAUGAACCAGGAACAACCAAGCUAUGGCAAUUGUUGCUUUCGUAAAUCAAGCAGAUUUGAUUCUAGAAUGUCCUGUGAGAUGUGGACAGCCGAUUGGUGGUUUCGGUACUGUGAAAAGACGUUGCCGUUAAAUUUGUGCUUUCACCGGUAAUCACUAGAAUAUUUAGACAUUCGUUUUCUUAUGUGCUCAUUGUCUUGAGCAAAGAACUCUCAUGCAUAAUGCAUUUGGCCUCUUUUUCGUGUUAAACACUUGUGUAGUUUUUCCCCUUCACAAAACAUAACCUGCAGCACUCUCUACUGGCCAUACCAAGAAUUAAUGUGUCCCUUCACUCCUUCAAGGAAUAGUUGAUCUCCAAAAUUUAAAUUGGGUUAUUUUCACCCUACUGUUGUACCAAAACCAUAGAUAAAUUUAAGAUAAAUUUGCAAUACAACUGUAUUUCAUAAACAGUUCAUAGAGACCCCGGCUAUUAGUUUCCUGCGUAAAAAAAAAAAAAAAAUUAAAAGUAUUAAAUACAACUCCUGUGCUAUAUUUCAAAUCUUUUGGAGUCAUACGACAGUAUUGUACUCGAGACUGCAAGAAGGUUGAGUCUGACUCAAGAGUACUAAAACACUGCCAUAUGAUGUCUUUGUGUGAGGAACCAUCUGAAAUUUUGACGUCAAGCCAAUACAUCUAACUCACACCCGCUUCCAAAUGAUGAUUCUUAAAAAAAAAAAAAACAUGAUUUUGGAAUGACAUAAAGGUGAAAAUUAUGACCAAGUUCAGUUUUUGAGUGAACUCUUCCUUUUAACAUGAGUAAAAGAACAUGGCCUGACAUCACCACCACAUCCUUUAGGAACGGUGCCUUGAUUUUAAAGAGGAGUCUGUUGAGUUCAGUGAAAAAUAACCACUAAACCCUAUGCUGGGAACUCCGCUGUGGGUCGCAGUCUAUCUGGAGCUAGAUCAACAAACUGGAAUCUUUAGAACUGCUGUCAUCUACAGUCACAGCUCCAGUCUAUUUUGUUGUUGACUUUCUAUUAUUCUCUCCAUGUUUCGAAAGAUUGUUUUGAGGACAGCACACUGUGAAGCCCAGGCUAAGAACACCCACAGAAAGAUGGGGUUCGAAUUUAUAAUCUGCCUUGUCCAUGGUAGCAGUAGCUACAGCGGAUUUGUAAAGAUAUUUUUCUUUUUGUACUUGUGACGCAAUGUAAAGAAAGAGCCAUGUUUUUAGUUUGUACCUAUAUUGUAUUAAACUAGAUAGAGAGGGCAUAGCCACCAUGUCUACAAGUUCACCCAAGAUACCAGUGCAUAGAUAAAUGCAAAUGACGCAAUCGUUUUUAAGUAUUGCUUCAACAAAUUUAUUUAUUUAUCUGGAUUUGAUUACUUGAAACUUAGUUUCGUUUUUUUUUCUCAGCGCUGUUCAAUAACAUUCUUCCACAUUUUUGUGAAUUUUUUGGACCUCAGUUAACUAGAUCCCCUUUCUCGAAUUUAACAUUAAUUCUUCAUCAACAUCCUACUGUAGAACACCAUCUUCAUGGUUAUGAUAGAUUCUGUAAAGCCUGUUCAAUGGGUUGUGUUGUUACGUACCUUGCUGUCAAUUGUUAAUCACACACUAUAUUGAAAACACAUCUUUUUUUAUAACAUGUCCUUUACACAUGCUAUAGGCCGUUAAGACAGUGCAGCCCAUUGAACAGACGUGUAUUGGUAAACGUGUAUUUUGCAAAGUUCAUAUUAAUGUCUAUGAGAAAAGACUAGUUUUAAUUAUGUCACAAAGUAACAUUAAGCUGUUUGUUCAUAGAUGUAUUUUAAGAUACAUAAAAAUUUGUGUCAUCUCAGUUAAGUAAGGGAUAAUGUACAAUCAGCCAGUUUUCACACACACAAAAAAAGAAAAAAAUAUCAAAAGGGCAAUCCUGAUAUUUUGACUGCACAUUAUGCUGCUUAUUACACGGCUGCUUACCAAUAAAAACAAAAUAAAGAAAAAACAUAAACCAUUGAUUUAUUUGAUUAUAUGAAAAGGAAGAGAUUGCCUAAUUCAAAUCUAGUAUUUCAGAGAGCCGUGUAAUAAGGAUAUGAUCUCAGUCAGUCAGGUAGUACUUAGACCUCAUUGGAUGAUUUAACCACAGAAAUAGACUGCAGGGCUUAAGUCAGUGCUAUUAUUAUUCACUUGAAUAUCUUUCUCAGUGUCAGUUAAGUUAAUUCAAGCCUUGUUUGAGGUUGAGUGUGUGUCAGUGUUUAUUUAGCUGCAAUUUGCGUAGGUCUUAUGUUCACCAAAAGACACAAGCAUACACACAGGCUUUCUGAACUUGACAUUAUUGUCUUUAUUUUUCAGGGUUUGAUAAGUUAAGCUAUACAAUCAGCCAGCCAAGGACUAAACUAACAAUAUUUCAGUAAUGAUGCUAUGAAUUAGCACAUUCUGCAACCAGUUUUAAUAUACUAUAGUUCUAGUGUAACUAGAGUUCUGGUUCAGACAGAUGGAUGUACUGAGUUUAGAGGUCAUAUGAUUUUUUUUUUUUUUCUGAGAUUAUUUAAAAAACAGAAAGAAACAAACAAAAACACACACUUUUUGGAUUUUGCCAGAGGGAGGUGGUUGUAGGUUACUUAAAGACUAGUUUACUAUAUGUUACUGGUGAAUCACCUGUGUGAGUAAAAUUGAUCUGUAGGGUAGUCUGAGUACCAUUAGCACUUAACCUACUUGUUAAUUAGCUGGCCAUUCAGUCUAAAAGUGAGUGUGAGCACGAUGUCUGUUCACAAUCUAGACACUCGGGGUGUUGUUUCUGAGUUGACACAGUCAUAUGUUAGUCACAUUGUCCGUAAAGAUUUAAUAUUCAUUUUUACAUAUAUCAUGUAACAUGCAGCUCAACAGGACACUAUAGUUACACUCCAUCAUGUACAACUGUUCAAGUUUGUAGAUACCACACUGAAUUUUUGGAUACAGAUUUUUUUUUU